AUGGAGACAGUCGAGAGUGCUCUUUCCAAACUAUCGACGAGCAUAGGUUUCGACAUGAUCGAAAAUCUGGGUGAUAAUCAGGAACGGUGGAGGAGAACUCCUGUUACCGAACGCAUCGAUAUGUUCUUGAAGUGGCUAGGAGAGGCGUGGAAUAAAGAGUCGCUCUUUAUUGUUGAUGAUAUUGAGGCAUUUGGCUACUCCAAGAUCCCAACUAUCCUCAAAUACCCAGCACACCACGCCUUGGUAUCGACUCGAGAUUCUAACAUGAUGUGGACAGGUCGAAGCUUUCGAGAGAUUCGACUACCACCUUUAGAAGACGUUGAUACGAUCAAACUACUAGAACAUACACUUGAAAACCUAUUGGGAGAUCCAACUUAUCGGAAUGACCUUGAUCUGGUUGCUUAUCGACUCCAUGGCCAUCCUCUUGCGGCUCGAAAUGCCAUACCGUUCAUCAUGAGCUAUUUGUCCACCUACGAUAAUCCCAACGCCGCAUUUGCAGACCUCUUCAGCAGCAACGAUCCUGAAGAGCGAAAACUCUUUCUCAAGUUCAACUUUGAAGGCCGUUCGCUAUGGGCCACUUUUAAUACUUCCUUGGAGCGUCUUGAGUCUCGAGGGGACUACCAGAGCGCUACGAGCCUCCUACAAGUCCUUCCAUUCUUGUGCUUUGAUAAUGAUUCUGUGGACAAAUUCUUCAAGAUGAAAAAGCGCCGUCUACGCGAGUCUAAAGAGCUGCCUGAUAUAUCGAUUCUUCAGUCAAGUUUCGCUUUCAUAUCAAGUGGGCUUGUUGACCUGCGUGGCGUGUCGUUUUAUGUCCACAGCGACCUUUGCAGUCGCACUAAAGCUGUUAAUCUCCACCCUCUGAUGUCCCAACGGACAGAGAAGAAUCACUCUCAUAAGACAGAUAUUGCACCUGUUCAAUAA
Molecule: messenger RNA, 921 nt
Organism: Fusarium musae
Lineage: Eukaryota; Fungi; Ascomycota; Sordariomycetes; Hypocreales; Nectriaceae
Exons: 2
Coding region: 1-921 (306 amino acids)
Source: RefSeq, a predicted model, not a curated record